Messenger RNA from Cebus imitator (Panamanian white-faced capuchin), 2899 nucleotides. It is a transcript of the gene XKR7, whose product is annotated as XK related 7. The transcript has 3 exons. Gene Ontology annotation, biological process: phosphatidylserine exposure on apoptotic cell surface; apoptotic process involved in development; engulfment of apoptotic cell. The record is from RefSeq and is a predicted model, not a curated record. Gene Ontology annotation, cellular component: plasma membrane. Bases 174 to 1913 code for a protein of 579 amino acids. NCBI's taxonomy places the organism in Eukaryota, Metazoa, Chordata, Mammalia, Primates, Cebidae.
AGCUCAGGCGGGUGGGGGCGGGGCGGGGCGGCGCCGAGGAGAAUGAAUAAUUGAAGUGGAGGGGAGGAGGAAGAAGAGGAGAAGGAGGAAGAGGAGCCGCCCGCGCAGGGUCCUCCCUACGCCGCACCCCCUCCGCCGCCCGGAAGUCGCUCCCCGCCUCCCGCUCCGCCAACAUGGCCGCGAAGUCGGAUGGAGCGGCGGCCUCGGCCGGCCCGGGCCCGGAGGGGGCGGCCGGCGGAGCCCGGGGCAGUACUGGCGGCCGCGGGGAGGCGGCGGUGCCGGCCGGGACGCCGGGGGGCGUCGGGGCGGGCGGUCCAGGGCCGCGCUACGAACUGCGGGACUGCUGCUGGGUGCUGUGCGCGCUGCUCGUGUUCUUCUCCGACGGCGCCACCGACCUGUGGCUGGCGGCCUCCUACUACCUGCAGGGUCAACGCACCUUCUUCAGCCUCACCUUGCUGUUCGUGCUCCUGCCCUCGCUGGUCGUGCAGCUGCUGAGCUUCCGCUGGUUCGUCUACGACUACUCGGAGCCCGCUGGGGCCCCGGGACCCGCCGUCAGCACCAAGGACAGCGUCGCCGGCGGAGCCGCCAUCAGCACCAAGGACAGCGCCAGCGCCCUCAGGACCAAAGAAGACAGCCCCGAGCCGAGUCCCCAGCCUGCUCCCUCCUCCGCCAGCGACUACCGCCGCCGCUGCUGCCGCCUCUGCGUCUGGCUGCUGCAGACCCUCGUCCACCUUCUGCAGCUCGGCCAGGUCUGGAGGUACCUGCGCGCCCUGUACCUGGGGCUGCAGAGCCGCUGGCGCGGGGAGCAGCUGCGGCGCCACUUCUACUGGCGGAUGCUGUUCGAGAGCGCCGACGUGAGCAUGCUGCGCCUGCUGGAGACCUUCCUGCGCAGCGCGCCGCAGCUCGUGCUGCAGCUCAGCCUGCUCGUGCAACGCGGGGGCGCGCCCGACCUGCUGCCGGCCCUGUCCACCUCCGCCUCCCUCGUGUCUCUGGCCUGGACGCUGGCCUCCUACCAGAAGGUGCUGCGGGACUCGCGGGAUGACAAGCGGCCGCUGUCCUACAAGGGCGCCGUGGCCCAGGUGCUGUGGCACCUGUUCACCAUUGCUGCCCGCAGCCUGGCCUUCGCGCUCUUCGCCAGCGUCUACAAGCUCUACUUUGGCAUCUUCAUCGUGGCCCACUGGUGCGUCAUGACCUUCUGGGUCAUCCAAGGGGAGACAGACUUCUGCAUGUCCAAGUGGGAGGAGAUCAUCUACAACAUGGUGGUGGGUAUCAUCUACAUCUUCUGCUGGUUCAACGUCAAGGAGGGCCGCAGCCGCCGCCGCAUGACCCUCUACCACUGCAUCGUCCUGCUGGAGAACGCCGUGCUCACCGGCUUCUGGUACUCCAGCCGCAACUUCUCCACCGACUUCCACUCGCUCAUCAUGGUCUGCGUGGUGGCUUCCAGCUUUGCCCUGGGCAUAUUCUUCAUGUGUGUCUACUACUGUCUCCUGCACCCCAACGGGCCCAUGCUGGGUCCCCAGACGCCUGGCUGCAUCUUCCGUGAGGCCUCCGAGCCCUGUGGCCCACCUGCUGACGCCAUCACGAGUCCCCCCAGGUCCCUGCCGAGGACGACAGGUGCCGAGCGGGAUGGGGCCUCCGGGGGGGAGCGUGCGGGGACCCCCACACCACCUGUCUUCCAGGUUCGGCCUGGCUUGCCUCCCACACCAGUGGCCCGCACCUUGCGGACAGAGACGCCUGUCAUCCGGAUUGACUUGCCUCGCAAGAAGUACCCGGCGUGGGAUGCUCAUUUUAUUGACCGCAGGCUCCGGAAGACCAUCCUGGCACUGGAGUACUCCUCGCCUACCACACCCCGGUUGCAGUAUCGGAGUGUGGGGACCUCCCAGGAGCUUCUGGAGUAUGAGACCACAGUGUAGGCCACAGUGUCCCUGCACAAAAGGGACAGGCUUGGCUGAUCCCACAUCAGCCAGUGUUGAGCCCAGAAUUUCAGGGCCACCAGGCUAAGGGGGAGUGGAUCGAUUGGUCCAAGGGUAGAAUGACCCCACUCUUGGGUUCUUUCAGGGGAAGGGGCAGCCUUGCGGAGGCCCCAGUCCUGGGCCCCAUUUUCAGCCUUGUGGCCCAUUCCCUAGAUUCCCCUGACCCGGGGCCCGGGGAAUCAUCUGGUGCUACAUUUCUCGAGCUGCCCUGCUUUUGUGGGGCCUCCACACCUCUCCCCUGCCUGGUGUUGCCCAUGUGUCACCCCUGCUGGACCUGCCAGACAAAGGGCACUGUCUGGGGUCCAUGACCCAGACCCUGUGCUCCUCAGGGGUUGUGAGGAGUGGGCUGCCUCUGUCGUGGGAGGACACCUCGGAGAAGGAUGGAGGAGGCCGUGGAAGGGAUGGGGUGAGGUUGGAGCAUCGUGUGGACAGGGAUGGCAUGGGUCCUGGAGGGUCUGAGGCCUGGAGCCAGGGCAAGAGGGAGCUGAAGGAGGGAACUGGGGUGGGGCAGGGUGUUGGGGUGGGGGGCUGGCAGUGCUAGAGAUGGAUAGGAGAAAGAACUGUGGGGGUCUAUGCUGGCAGAAGCAUGGAGGGGUAGAAGGCUUGGGGGAGGGGAACCUGCAAUCCAGAACAUAGCAAAUAAGAAUGAACUCCUCAGGACAUGUCUCUUGUUGUGGGCUCUGUGAAGGAUGAGGUUCCACACACCUUGGGUGAAACGUUUCAAGGAGCCAUUCUUUGUUCUAGAUGAGCACCUGGAAUAUGGCUUCUAGAUGCAGGUCUUCAACACAGCAGAUAAGAUGCCUGGGAAGAUCCCUGGGCUCAAGUGCAGGUGAGGUUUUAGCACAUUUAUCAGAGGAACUGAUCCAGAAGCACGCUUAGUUCUAGAUUGAGUUCUAGAGUGCUAGUCUAAUCAAAUGUCCCAGGGA